AUGGCCGACGCCGCCGCCCUCCUCAAGCUCGCGGAGACCGACGUCUCGCAGGAGCUCACGAAGGAGCAGUACAUACCGGUUAUCACCCGCGCGCCCUUCGUAUUUAUCGACGGCGCCUUCAACACACGGGACGUAGGACUGGUUCCGGGGAGCCCCGUGCGGUCCAACUUCUUCUUCCGGUCCGGCGCGCUCGCCCGGGUGACCGACAACGGGAAAGCCGUGCUGGGGGGCAAGCUGGGCGUCAAGCGCAUCUUCGACCUAAGGUCCCCCGAAGAGCGCGCCGGCGCCCCCGACCCGGGCUUCGACGGCGUCGAGAACACCUGGAUCGAGAGCACGCGGCCCGACACGACGCCUGCACCGGAGCGCUUCGUCGCCGGCGGGGGCGAGGAGGGGUACCGCGAGAUGUACCUCGAGGUUAUAGACGUCUACCAGGAGAGCUGGAAGGCGAUUUUGGAGCAUAUUAGGGAUCGGCCGAACGAUCCGUUCCUGGUCCAUUGCACAGCCGGACGCGACCGAACAGGCGUACUCUCUGGGCUUUUGCUAGCCCUUGCCGGCGCAUCGCAGGACACCAUAAUUUUAGACUACAUGUUAUCGCGCAUAGGGACCGAGCCAGUGCGGUCGAUGCUUCUGGAGUUUGCGGUAGCAGGCUCGCACGCGGAAAGCAGGGAACAGCCGGGUUUCCACAACCUGGUAAAUCUGCGGGCUUCGAGCUGGAAUGCGUUCGUCGACGGCGUGCAGGAAGAGUACGGUGGUUUCGAGAAAUUCGUUACGGACAAGCUCGGGUUUUCCAACGACGACUUAGCUAAGAUUAAGGCGAAUCUAACGAGCUCUUGA
Molecule: messenger RNA, 834 nt
Organism: Daldinia caldariorum
Lineage: Eukaryota; Fungi; Ascomycota; Sordariomycetes; Xylariales; Hypoxylaceae
Product: protein-tyrosine phosphatase-like protein
Exons: 2
Coding region: 1-834 (277 amino acids)
Biological process (GO): dephosphorylation
Molecular function (GO): phosphoprotein phosphatase activity
Source: RefSeq, a predicted model, not a curated record